GCGUUUGAAAAAGUGACGUUUGGCUUUCAUUCAUCGCAGCCGUGCACACGCGCCCGCACACACACACUCACGCGCGCAAGCCUCAGCGAUACCGGGGAGGGGUGCGCGUGUGUGCGUGAGAGAUCGCCGCCGCUUGUGCGAGAGUGUGCGUUGGAUGUAGCAGCGCUCGCAGCGCAGACAAAGCUUUCCCUUUAGAUUGGUCCAAGUGCUCUGGCUCUGUUCACAGUUCGCUCGAGUCCCCGAAGUAAGUUGUUCUGCGCCCUGUCUGGUGCUCUGUGUGUGUCCAUAGGAAAAAAGUGGUCAUAAAUUAGUGCAUUUUGUGCGGCCUAUUUCUCCAGUAUCUUACUCCGGACAUUUUAAUUGUUUGUGACUAAAACCUAGCAAAAACACGAAAAGUAAUUGCUACCAUGGCUGAGAAACCAAAGCGUCCUCUAUCAGCGUACAUGCUGUGGCUGAAUUCGGCCCGCGAACAGAUCAAGAAGGAGAACCCCGGAAUUAAAGUGACAGAAAUCGCCAAAAAGGGCGGAGAGCUGUGGAGAGGAAUGAAGGAUAAGUCGGAGUGGGAAUACAAGGCGGCCAAGAUGAAGGAUGAGUACAACAAACAGAUGCAAGACUUCGAGCGAAACGGAGGAAGCAAGGACGCCGGAACCAAGAAAAAGAAAGGUGCAAAGAAAGUUGUCAAAAAGAGCAAAAAGAAGGAUUCGGAGGAUGAAGAUGACGAGUCUGGAGAUGAGAGCGACUGAACUAAUCACUAACCUUAAAAUAAUUAUUUUUAAUUUAUUGUGUAAAUGUUCGGGGCCUUACUUCAACUACAAAACCACAGCCAUCUCUUUCUCUCCCCCUGUCUUACACGCCGGAAACAGAACAGCCAACGCACUACUUGAGGACAGUCCUCGCUGUCCCCAGUCCCAGUAUUCCUGAAUACUGACCCUGCUACGUACAUCGUACUAGUAAAAUAACCCUCUAAAACCACACCCCUCCCGGCACCCCCCGUCAGUAUAAUGAAAGGCUUUCCGACAGUUUGAUAAACCGUCAAAAAGAUUCCUUCUUCAUCAAAACUACUACCCUAAUACUGCUACCUACUGUUCACUAACCAAAAAAGAUCUAUCAACUUGCCACCGCGUCACACACAACUUUACACAAAAUUGAAAUGAAAACGAACUAAAAAAACGUAAAAUGACAAGUGGAAAAAUAGAGUUUUACCUAUUGAACAACCAAAAACAACCAGGCCAAACGCGCAUAAUUUUAUGGGAAAUGUCUGCCCCCGCCCCUUCUUUACCCCCCUUGAUUCAAGUUUCGAUAGUGGUAUGAUGGAUACAUGUUUGUUGUGUUCCUCCUCUGUCUCUUUGAAAUGAUGAGUUACAAGAAGAAGAAGCAUUUUUGGAAGAAUUUGGAAGAAAAGAUGACCAUGACAACACAACACACGCCACCCACCAACCAACACAACCCACCACCCCCUCGAGUGUGAAGAGGAGGAGGAGGGUGGGGAAAGGGUAAAAGCAGGAGGUAUAAUUUGGAUUUUUAUUUUCCAUGUCGAUUGUGAACGUCCUCUGUAUCUUGUUUGGGGGGGGUUUCUCUUAGAACAAAAAGCUUAGUAUAAUGCCACGUACGCGUAUAGUUGUUGCAUUUAUGCUGGCCGGCUGUGUGUGUCGUGUUUUGUGUGUUGUCAGCUAUGUGCUGAACCAGCCGCGACCACCAAGCUAUAUGGCAUAAGUGCACUGAAGGAUGUGCAAGGACAAAAGGCCACGUAGGAGCGUUUGCCUGUGCAACUGUCACAGAGGAGCGCUUUACUUUCUCUCUUGUCCUACAUCACUAGCUUCAAGCUAUACAUGCGUGCAAGUGGAGAGGAGAAGGGAUAUCGUAGCUUUAGUAGACACAAGUACCGUGUUCAUGUUUAAUGUUUACUUUUAUGUUCUCUAUCAUACAUCUCCCACAACAUACACAUACACACACUCUCAUAAAUAUCACGAUGAAACGGUGCGCAGGAUCAGCAGUUUCUGCAGACAGUUUCAUCGUUGAUUACGCAUGUGUAUGAUCCACCAUCUCAUGUCAGUUGUUGGGGGGGCACAGCACAACACCCACGUUUCAAUCAACAUUCCAAUAUUUUUCACCAAAUUAGCGAUAGCUUUUAAUAACAUUACAGACACAUGAUUGCGUCCGAAUGCUACUGGGAGGGGGUGUACGCGACCGUUCCGCAUUCAAACUAAUACCCCUUUGAGAGAGAGUAUUUGGAGUGUGCGCGUGGAUGUCGCGUGCCAAAUGUCCCGUUUCCGCUUUUUUUGUGUGGUUCUACGCACUUCCCGGAAGAAGAGUUAGGUGCGUUUUCUCCUGGUUUCGAAGAAGGGUAAAGAAUUAGAGAAGGAUGUUAGAUCGAUGCAUUAGAAUCGGAGCGUGUAGAGAAAGAAGGUUAACACCGAUCCCUCCCCAAAUUGUGUAAACUACCGUAGAAAAAGCAGCACUAACCGACCAGUAAUGUAAUUGUACCUUUUUUAUACUAUUAUUAUUAUUAUUAUUUUACCCUUGUUUUGCGAGCCUCUAGAACUAUUUAGUAUUAUUUUAUUUUCUUAAUUCGAAAAACCAAUGCAUUGCGCGCGCCUCUCACCUACCAGCCACCAGGCAUAAUCAUCUCUCCUCACGUUUUCCUCCUUUUGGUUUUUUUUCUCUUCACUUAGAUUUUGCUUUAGAUAGAUGUGUUGCGACAGGCACACACCACACGCGAGAAAACACUCGGCCGUCGCAUCACAUUUCUCUAGCAAAGCGUGUUUUGCCCGUUUGAUGAUCCUCCUUAAUUUUCGUGUUUUUUUGUUUCUUUUUCAAGGAAGGCCGUGAUUAAGUAAUGAUGAUGAUGAUUGAUAAAAAGAAGUGUGAGAGAGAAAGAUCAGAAAUGGAAUCGUAAAGGAGAGGAAGGCAAGGAAAGGAAAAAGCACAGCAGGAGCGCAGGAUGAGGAGGAGGAGGUGGAUGCAGAAAGCGGAAGGAGGAGAGUGAGAAGGAAAAGGCGCGAAUGGUGUUUGGUGUGGUGUGUGGGGGUCGUCAGCCAAAUCGAUGAUUACAUUUCUUCUCCUCCAUUUUUUUUAUAUCGAACACACAAGGGCGCGCACGACCAUCUGUCGCGCCGAAAUCUCUUUCUAAUUUGUUUUUACAAUCAGGUUUUGUAAGUGAGUGACAAAAAAAAAUACAAAAGUAACAUUAAAAAACAAAUACACUUUUACAAAGGAAGAUAAAAAUUAUUCUUAGUGUGGUUAGGGAAGCCAGGGAACAGAGUUUAGGGAAAAAGGGGGGUAACUCUAAUAAUGUAAUUAAUAAUAAUAUCAGCGGUAGGAAGUGUACCCCACAGCAGUAGAGGGGGAGGGAGACACUGUUUUUUAAACACCCACAAAAAUACACAAAACACAACACGCACACACCCAUGUAUGCUGCACAUACUGGAUACAAACACACGUACACAACAUCUACACACUCUCAUAUUGACACAACGACACACGUACUCUUCUGUGUCAUCUCCCCCCAGUCUCUCAUGUAUUUCGCAAAUGCGUUAGGAAAGGCCACGGUCCUUCCUCCCAAGGAAAUGAGGUAGCGAGAGAGGUGGCAGCAAAUGUGCACUGGGGCUCCUGCGAACUUGUUUUGACUCUGCGGGGAAAUGUGUUCUAUGAACUGGGCUCUGACACAAGUCUACUGAUGAUGAUCCCCUUUCCUCUCUGAACGAUCUCUGGGGCCAUAUAUCUUCUUUGCCAGGAUCACAGGAAAAGGGGGGUACUCGGUCAUUUGUGUCUUGGUCUUCAUAUGAUACACUACCCUUCGAAAACAUGUACGAAGUUCUGGGAAAACUUGUGCAGAGCAGUCGGCAGCAUAGGAAGAAGAUAACAGAAGCGAGGGGGGGGUUAUAGCAGAAGAGAGGAGUAGUAGUGUGUCGGUUAGUAGCCAUGUUUGAUUCAGUUCGUUCAAACAUCAUCAUCCCCCUUUUUGACCAUGCCAUUACAACGUGCGUCGGCGGUGUGUAGGGUGCGCGCGCGUGUGUUGUUCACGCGUGCGCCCGAAUACGCAAACGGAUUAGUUUUUUGUCUCUUGAUAUUCAGUGAAAACGGAAGAGCCCGAGAAGUAAUAAACAAUAAAUUCUUUACUAGUAAGGAAAACUUAAA
Molecule: messenger RNA, 4137 nt
Organism: Anopheles gambiae (African malaria mosquito)
Lineage: Eukaryota; Metazoa; Arthropoda; Insecta; Diptera; Culicidae
Product: mobility group protein 1A
Exons: 3
Coding region: 408-743 (111 amino acids)
Molecular function (GO): transcription cis-regulatory region binding
Source: RefSeq, a predicted model, not a curated record